AUGCCGGCGAUCGAAUGCGAUGUGGAUGAGGAUUUGCGAGUGUUGCUCGUCACGCCAUCGACUUCAGAGGAAACGAAAACGUAUCAAUCGCUGGAGAUCCAUUUGUGCCGAAAAGAGUUCCCUGAGCCGGUUUUCACGAAGAAAACGAUUCAAUGGCCACUUAGCGAGCCGUUGCCCAAAGAGAUAACCUAUGAUCCAGAGCGAAACCUCGUUUCGAUCAAAAGCGCCACCACGCUAGCCGAAAUCCCGUUGAGUCUCCGAGCCGCCAAAUUACUUGCCGUGACGAAAGACGAGUUGCCACAGCGCUUUCAGAGAUUUCAAAAGUUCUCCAAGCAAAUCGAGUCGCGAAAAGCUUACGAAUCACGCGAGUUGCUCUCAAUUCUCGUCGAUUUUGCCAACAAUCCGGAAACCAAUCACGUGUGGUCAAAGCUGAAGAAAAAGGCGAAAGCGUUUGAUGGUGAAGAUGAUGAAGAAAGUGGAAUCGGUCGAAUGAGCUGCGAAUUGUCACAAAAUGAACAGACAAAGCUGCUCGAUGCACUGGAGACGAAAAGUGACUCGUCGGCUUUUGCGGCCAUUUGCAAAAUGCUUUCAAAGGCGCAGGUUUUUGGGUAUAGUCUUUCCACCCGCUUCUCGGCACUCCUUUCGCGAACGGGUCAAGACGAGCUGCUGGUGGAGUGUUUGCGCGAAUCGAUUCUCCUCGGCGAGCCACUGUAUGCGCGAAUAUUGGAGAUCAUUGCAAAAGAAGCCGACAAGAAAAAAGCGGCUCAACUCCUUGAUGAGGUCCUGCAACGAUCGUUCAGCGGAAGACUGCUUGAAGAAGAAGCGAUCACCCUGGAAACCGAUCACAUUGCGGAAAUCAUCGAGCGACUCGUCGACAAGUUGUGCACCGAAAAGAAACGACACAUACAGAAUCAGAUCAUCCAAUUGUUGACGUGCUUGCUCGAUUCGAACGCGAGCCGCCUCAUUUGGAACGAUGGAUCACAUGAAAGAGUGCUACGGUGUGCCGGAGUGCUUGGCGAUAUGGCCGCCCUUACCGACACGUUCGUCGAUUUGGAGGAGUUGCGCGAGCGGAGAAAGCUCACCUUUGGACAGAAACGACCGUUGCCAUAUUCGAUUAGAAAAAUCUCGCUCCAUCAGAUCGCUGGUGUUCAAUCGUCGCAA
Molecule: messenger RNA, 1161 nt
Organism: Mesorhabditis belari
Lineage: Eukaryota; Metazoa; Nematoda; Chromadorea; Rhabditida; Rhabditidae
Source: the annotation of a GenBank genome assembly